AUGUUCGUCAAGCGAAAAGACCCACGUGAGGAGCAGUGGUCAGGGUACCGCAACGGCGUCCAAGCAGCAGAAGACGUCUUCAAUGCGGACGAGGCCUUCGACGUCAGCCAGGCAGAGACAUUGCUACCGAAGCUGCUGUGGGCGGCCAAGCUGAUUUACACCGAAACACAAACGCCCCCGGGCAAUCCGAUCUACAACUUCUUUGCCAGAGCCAAUUCGGAGCCCGCCAAAACGCCCCUCUUCCCGGUCAUGAACAAACUUCGAGCCAUUAAGAGCAACGCAGAGGUGACCAACAUGCGUCGGGCCGGGCAGAUCUCGGGACGGGUCAUCACCAACGCUAUGCGCAAGGCUUGGACGAAAGAGAAGGAUCUGCAUGCUUUCCUUGAUUAUGAGUUCACCAUCAACGGCUGCGACGGCCCUGCAUACAUUCCUGUUGUCGCUGGUGGUGAGCGUGGCAGCUGCAUCCAUUACACCGUGAACAACAAUACCUUCAAAGACGGCGAGUUCAUCAUGGUUGAUGCUGGCGGCGAAUACGGCACAUACAUAACAGAUAUCUCGCGGACGUGGCCAGUCAAUGGCAAGUUCUCACCGGCUCAACGAGACUUGUAUGAAGCUGUUCUUAACGUCCAACGCACAAGCGUCGCGUUAUGCCGCGAGUCUGCCAACCUGUCACUGGAUGACAUACAUGGUGUCACUACGCGCGGCCUUGUUGACCAGCUGAAACUGAUCGGCUUCGAUGUCAACAUGAGCAACAUUAGCCAGCUCUUCCCUCACCACGUGGGGCACUAUAUCGGGCUGGAUGUGCAUGACUGCCCCGGCUACAGCCGCAGGGAAAAGCUGAGCAGAGGCCACUGUGUGACCAUAGAGCCUGGCGUAUAUGUACCCAACGAUGAGCGUUGGCCGGCGCACUUCCGUGGACUCGGUGUGCGAAUCGAGGAUAGUGUAUGUGUAGACGAUGAUUCGCCAUACGUGCUCUCCACAGAGGCUGUGAAAGAGAUCAACGACAUCGAGGCGUUGAGGGACUCGUAG
Molecule: messenger RNA, 1029 nt
Organism: Emericellopsis cladophorae
Lineage: Eukaryota; Fungi; Ascomycota; Sordariomycetes; Hypocreales; Bionectriaceae
Product: Intermediate cleaving peptidase-like protein
Exons: 1
Coding region: 1-1029 (342 amino acids)
Cellular component (GO): mitochondrion
Molecular function (GO): manganese ion binding; metalloaminopeptidase activity
Source: RefSeq, a predicted model, not a curated record